AUGGAUGAGGAGGAACACUAUCCACUCGCUGCAAGGGCAAUCGCAAUGGAUACAUACAUGGAUGACGUGCUAACGGGUUCGGACAAUGUAACAGAGGCCACCAACCUGAGAAUGCAGCUUGAAGCGUUGAUGGAAAGCGGCGGAUUUCAUAUGAGGAAAUGGGCAUCGAAUUCGGCAGAGGUUUUAGACGGAAUCCCGGAAGACAGUUUGGCAAUUCAAGAUUCGCUAGGAGUUACAUUGGAUCCAGAUCCAGUCAUAAAGACUCUAGGGUUGAUAUGGCAUCCGGGGAAGGAUGUCUUCGGCUUUGGGUUCAAUAUUCCACCCUUAAGCGAGGUAACAACACUAUCAAGAUGGCAAUUACUUUCAAUUAUAGCGACACUUUUCGAUCCGCUUGGGCUGGUGGGAGCUACAAUUACGAUGGCGAAAUUGUUUAUGCAGCUGUCAUGGACCCUGAAGGAUAAGGAUGAACAGAGGCUCGGCUGGGAUGAAUCUCUUCCCUUGGAGAAGCUGUAG
Molecule: messenger RNA, 513 nt
Organism: Wyeomyia smithii (pitcher-plant mosquito)
Lineage: Eukaryota; Metazoa; Arthropoda; Insecta; Diptera; Culicidae
Exons: 2
Coding region: 1-513 (170 amino acids)
Source: RefSeq, a predicted model, not a curated record